AACAACGGUUCAGAACAAUUAUACUGCGGGUCGGAAACAGGAGCUUGUUGUGUUGAAUUGUGUUGCGAAUUCCAUUAGGCUAUGUGAGCAGUGAGGCAGGCAUACAGUGGCAUAGCACAGUUUCCCGCAAGGUUCGAGCAAGGGCCCCCCCAACCAAAGCGUGGAUGAAAUGUCUCAUUGUUUUCUCUCCCUGUCUCCUUUGGAGAUCCUUGGCCUCCACCACGACAGUCAUCAGGAGGACCAUCACUUUACUGAGGGCAAGGAAUAUCUGUGGAAGAUUUUGGGAAUCAUCGCUGGAAUCUACGGCUUUUUCCUUAUCGAAAUAAUCUUCUCCCUUGUGCUGCCUUCACAUGGCCAUGUACGUUUACAGUUUUGGGUAUAUGUCUGUAUGACUGUUGGCAUAUCCGUCUUCCAAUUUAGCACAAUGAAUGUUAAUGUUAUUAAUGUUAUUACCCACCAACAGUGGGUAACUGUUAGCUGAAAAAUGACCAACAGGCCUGAAAAUAAGAAACAUCCUGUGGUAACUCAACAAAACACAAGGAGGUAAUAACUCCGUAUAACAAUCACUGUUUCACUCUUCAGAAUAACCAGCAUGUCUAUGUCUGAACGUUUGCUGUGGAAAUCCUGUCAUUCAUUACAGUUUGUCAUGAUAGUGCUUAUCUGUGGGUUCCCGAUUGGCCCUGGCUGAACCCAGACUAAAGCUAAAUCGCAAAUGGCACCCUAUUCCGUACAUAGUGCACUACUUUUGAGCAGAGCUCAAUGGGCCCCGGUCAAACUAUAUAUAGGGAAUAGGGUGCCAUUUGGGACACAGCCUGAGCUGAGCUGACUGUGCAGGUGGCUGAUGGCUCAUGGCCACAGAGUGACUGGAGACUGAUGAGUCUCUUUUUCUCCAGCAGGGUCACGGGGACCUGGGCCAUUCCCAUGACCUUCCCCUGGAGAUUAACUGCAAUGACCAGUCACAGAGGGGCAAGUCCAUCUCCACCAUGCAGCUGUGAACUGUGGAUGACUUAGAAUGCACAGAAAUCCCAUCAGAGGAGCCUGAACCAAGAACCCCUACAUAUCAGACGAGACAGGGUAUUCCUGUACUGGCUGUGAUGGUUAUCGUGGGAGACAGCCUCCAUAACUUUGCUGAUGGCUUGGUGGUGGGUGCGGCCUUCUCUUCAUCCGCCGAGACAGGCAUGGCGAACACCGUGGCCAUCCUCUGCCACGAAAUCCCUCAUGAAAUGGGUGACUUUGCGCUGUUGCUCAUCUCAGGUCUCUCCGUGAGGAAUGCAGUGAUGAUGAACUUACUCAGUGCUCUGACUCCAUAAACACAGUGCUCUGACGGCCUCUUCGUCUCCUCAGAACCAGAGGUCCAGCAGUGGAUCUUCACGGUUAUCGCGGGGAUCUUCCUCUAUCUCUCACUGGUAGAGAUGCUUCCAGAGAUGAGUCGUGUGAAGACCAACAGGCCCUGUCUCAUGUUCCUUCUGCAGAACCUUGGCCUCCUAAUGGGCUGGGCCUGCCUCCUGCUCCUCGCCCUGUUGAGCACAAACUCAAGUUUUGAUGACAGGAUACACGCGGGCACAUCCUACUAUGGUAUCUGACAUACAAUAUGUGUAAUUGAUGGCAAUGUUGACGGUACUUUGUGAUCUUGCUUUUGAUCAUUUAGACAUCUUGUUGAUUACUAUUAUUUACUGCUACUUGUCAUAAUUGUGUAAGUAUUACACUAGAAGAAGGCAUUGAACUAGAAGAAGGCAUCUGUGCAAGUGAUAGUGAUAAUAAAGUAAGGUGAAUAAUAACAGUGACAAUGUGAAUCAAACAUCAUUUUAGAUCCAGUAGUUACGCAUAUACAGUGGGGAAAAAGUAUUUAGUCAGCCACCAAUUGU
This is a messenger RNA of Coregonus clupeaformis (lake whitefish), 1865 nucleotides long. Its product is annotated as zinc transporter ZIP12-like. Lineage: Eukaryota; Metazoa; Chordata; Actinopteri; Salmoniformes; Salmonidae. Gene Ontology annotation, biological process: zinc ion import across plasma membrane; intracellular zinc ion homeostasis. Gene Ontology annotation, cellular component: membrane. The transcript is spliced from 5 exons. Gene Ontology annotation, molecular function: zinc ion transmembrane transporter activity. The record is from RefSeq and is a predicted model, not a curated record.